CCCUCUCUCCCUCUCUCCCUCUCUCCCUCAGCCUCUGUCCUCCUCUGUCUGCGGCUAGCCUACCUGCGAGGAAGUGCCACAAGCCCGGGCGAAGCAGCGGUGUGUCGGCGGGCCUCGGGCGCUGAUAUGCGGCGGUAGAAGGCCGCUGUUCUGCGGUGUUUACAGGGGAUGUAGACAGGGACACGGGCACCACUCGCCCCGACGGACCGCGCCGUGUCUGCUCUGCUCUGCCCAGCCCGCUGCAUCGCUGAGCGGCCUGCGAAGCACACAAGAUGUCCACCAGAACGCCAUUGCCCACGGUGAACGAGCGGGACACCGAGAACCAUUCGUCGGUGGAUGGCUUUGCGGAGCCCCCGGCCCCGCCCUCUAAGUCUGCGAGUCGCCACAGUCUCCCACGCUGUCGUAACUCUUUCACCUCGACCGAGGAGCACCCCCACAUCGGAAACUACCGCCUCCUCAAGACCAUCGGCAAAGGAAACUUUGCCAAAGUCAAGCUGGCCAGGCAUGUCCUCACCGGGAGAGAGCAUUCGUCGGUGGAUGGCUUUGCGGAGCCCCCGGCCCCGCCCUCUAAGUCUGCGAGUCGCCACAGUCUCCCACGCUGUCGUAACUCUUUCACCUCGACCGAGGAGCACCCCCACAUCGGAAACUACCGCCUCCUCAAGACCAUCGGCAAAGGAAACUUUGCCAAAGUCAAGCUGGCCAGGCAUGUCCUCACCGGGAGAGAGGUGGCUGUGAAGAUCAUAGACAAAACCCAGCUAAACCCCACCAGUCUACAGAAGCUCUUCAGGGAAGUCAGAAUAAUGAAGAUACUGAAUCAUCCAAAUAUAGUGAAAUUGUUUGAAGUGAUAGAGACGGAGAAGACACUUUAUCUGGUGAUGGAGUACGCCAGUGGUGGUGAAGUAUUUGACUACUUGGUGGCUCACGGCAGAAUGAAGGAGAAGGAGGCCCGGGCCAAGUUCAGACAAAUUGUCUCCGCAGUGCAGUAUUGCCACCAGAGGAGGAUAGUACAUCGUGACCUGAAGGCGGAGAAUCUGCUCUUAGAUGCAGACAUGAACAUAAAGAUUGCAGAUUUCGGCUUCAGUAAUGAGUUCACGGUGGGCAGUAAACUGGACACGUUCUGUGGCUCUCCUCCGUACGCUGCUCCAGAGCUGUUCCAGGGAAAAAAGUACGAUGGGCCCGAGGUGGACGUGUGGAGUCUGGGGGUCAUCCUCUACACACUGGUCAGCGGCUCUCUACCCUUCGACGGACAGAACCUCAAGGAGCUGAGGGAGAGGGUGCUGAGGGGCAAAUAUCGCAUCCCCUUCUAUAUGUCUACAGACUGUGAAAACCUGCUCAAGAAGCUGCUAGUACUCAACCCGGUCAAACGAGGCAGCCUAGAGCAAAUUAUGAAAGACCAUUGGAUGAAUGUGGGUCAUGAAGAGGAGGAGCUAAAGCCUUACAUCGAGCCGGAGGCGGACUUCGGCGAUACGUCCAGGAUAGAGCUGAUGGUGACAAUGGGCUUCCCUAAAGAUGAGAUCACGGACUCGCUCCAGAACCAGAAAUACGAUGACGUCAUGGCAACGUACCUGCUGCUGGGAAGGAAAGCUCCAGAGUUUGAGGGCAGUGAGCCUCUGACCAACAGCGUCCUGAGACAAAGACCGACGAGUGACAUCAACAACAGCUCCAGCAUCUCUCCCGCCCACCCCAAAGUCACACGCAGCAUCUCAGCCAAUCAGAAGCAGCGACGCUACAGUGAUCAUGGUGGGGAUGAGGAGGGAGGAGGAGGAGGAGGAGGGGGUGGUGUCGUAGAGAAGCCAAUGGGUCCAUCGGUGCCCCCUGCUGUCUCGUACACCAAACGGGGCCAGGCUCUUAGCGUGGAGAGUGACCACAGAGAGGAGUGGGACGGAGCGCGCAGACUGGAGCUCAGCACGUCCAAAGGAGAUGUGCCUGCCUCGCCACUAGGAGUGCAAGAGAGGAAGAAGACCACAAGUGCUGUAGGGACCAACGGAUCCAUGACUCGUAGAAAUACUUAUGUUUGUGAGCGUUCCUCAGAUAGAUACUCAGCUAUUCCCAAUGGCAAAGACAGCAGUUUGACUGAAGUCUCUGGCAGUACCCCCUCUACAGCCUUGAGCUCCACGCGGCCUCGUCACACCAAGUCCAUGUCCUCAUCGGGGCACCCCUCCAAGAGCACACUGCCCCCUAUUGACGACAACUCAGAGCUCAAAGCCAGUUCGUCCCCCCGUGGCCCCUCCACCUCCCCCUCCGCCCACAGCAUCAGUACCCCAGAGAAGAAUCGAUUCCCUAGGGGCACCACCAGCCGCAGCACCUUCCACGGCGCCCAGCUCAGAGACAGACGCAGCGCCACCUACAACGGGCCGCCCGCCUCGCCUACCCUGUCCCACGACACGGGGGCUCUGGCACAGCAGCGCAGGGGCACGUCCACGGGCAUCAUCAGCAAGAUCACCUCCAAGUUUGUGCGCAGGGUGCCUAGUGAAGGAGAGGCCAGUGCCAGGACAGACACCCCAAGGAGUGCGUCUGGCGACACCAAAGAGGAGGGCGGCGGGCGUGACUCCAAACCCCGCUCUCUGCGCUUCACCUGGAGCAUGAAGACCACCUCGUCCAUGGAGCCCGCCGACAUGAUGAGGGAGAUCCGCAAGGUCCUGGACGCCAACAGCUGUGACUACGAGCAACGCGAACGCUUCCUGCUCUUCUGUGUCCACGGCGACGCGCGCCAAGACAACCUGGUGCAGUGGGAGAUGGAGGUCUGCAAGCUCCCGCGGCUCUCUCUCAACGGGGUCAGGUUCAAGCGGAUAUCGGGCACGUCCAUCGCCUUCAAGAACAUCGCCUGUAAGAUCGCCAACGAGCUCAAGCUGUGACGGGCUGAGGCGGCGGGCGCGGGGUGGCGGCAGGUGAUGGCGGCAGGUGAUGGCAGGUGCGCGCGGGGGACUAGCUCUACGUCACUGGAUUUAGCGUAACAAGGAGAAAGAAAAGAAGUAGUGCUCGCCGGGUGCUUUGUGAGGUGGGAGGGUCUGCUGGCGGUUUCAAAAGGAAGUAGGAGGAUAGACAUGACAUACAUAGAUAAACAUAGAACAUUUCUUUGCUUUUGUCCCAAGAAAUUUGAAAGUAAGUGGUUGCUUAAAUCCAUCCAAAUUGAUAUAUUAAAGGCCCCAUUUACAUUAUUUUCUGAUCCAUGUAAUAAUGUUGUUUCCUCAUCAAAAACAUACCAGGAGUUUUGUUUCAUUCACACAUGUUUAACACACAAACCCUGCUUAUUUAGGCUGAGUUCUUCUCUCAAACAGAAAACAUCUUGUGAUGUCAUGUUGUAAUACAGGAAGUGUUUUACCAUUUUUUUAAUGGCAUACACGUUCACUAGAAUAAUUUGAAUAAUUUCAGACCUGGAAUUGACCAUUGUUACUGAACUAAAGGUAAAAGGUGGCUGUUAACUACCUUUUUUAACUUUAAAGCAGUAGUUAUCUAGCCAGGCUGGCGCCACCUAGUGCCUCCACUCAAUUUCAUUUCUCUCCAGUGACUAGGUCAGGAAUCGAAAUAGACGUUUUGCAAAAACCCCGGAAGAGCCAAUCAGCGAAGAGCCAUACAUUCUGUGUUGUCAACAAUUCCUGAGAUCGAGGAUUUAAAGCCAGAAUAAAGAGAAUGUUUGGUGAAUUUUAUCAAGGGGAAAGAUGUUAUUGUCCUUCUUUCUACGGGAUUUGGGUAAAGCUUAAUAUACCAGUUAGCCCCAUUAGCGGUGCAUUACAUACAUGACAACCAAAUAGCAGCGAUUGGUUAAAUGAUAAAAAGUACCUGACAACCGCUGAGCGAACAAAUUCUAACACUGCGAGGUCAGACGAUUUCUACGAAGUGAAACUGGCUGAUGAAUCAGGCUAUUAAUUAUCAAGUUACCAGCUACCUUUUAUCAUUAGUUUAGUAGAGAUUGGAAAUUACAGAUCUUAAAUGAUUCUAGUGAAAGUGUAUGGCUUUAAAAGCACUUCCUAUAUAUUACCACAUGACACGACAAGGUGGAAGAGAGUAUUUUGAGCUUUGGUGAUGUAGACAGACUAAAAAUAAAGGAUCACUUAAAAACAAGACACAGGUCCAGGUAUGUUUUUGAAGACUUAACAAUAUUCUAACAUGGCUUAAAGCUCAUAAUUUUGCGUCAUAAUAUAUUAUCGCAAAGCUCCCAUACAAUUUGACCACGUAACCCACACACUGAAAAACCACCGCCGCAGACGUGCCAAAUAAAACGCCCGGCGAGCUCAUCUCAGCACUGAAGCUCCUCCACGCACACGCAGACUUCAGCUCGUGCAAUACCGGCCACGAAUGUACUGUAAAGAAGACGGUAACUCUGUGUGAGAGGACCCAACCACUCCCCCCUCCUCCUCCUCCUCUUCUUCUUCUUCCUCCACCGCCAACCACACAACAACCGCCCCCCUUCAACCGCCCCCUCCUCUUCCUCCUCCUCAUCUACACAUGCAGUAUGCAACUCCAACCACGGCCCAUUCCGCAAUAAGGAUUUCAGACGGACAUUUUGUUUUUUUUUCGAAAAGCGCUCUCUCUAUCUCUCCUCUCGCUGAGUAACCAUUAAAAGUACUAAAUUAGCCGCUUUUUUCACAGUCUGUGGUAAGUAUAUAGAUCAGGCUGGAGCCCCCAUACUAAAACUAUGUAAAAAGAGAAGUGUACUGUAUGCAUUAACAUCUGCAGGUACUGUAAUUGUAUAUUGGUUUGCGUUAUGUACAGAAAUCAUUGUCAAUAUUUGUUAAUGUUUUUUUCCUAAUAUUGUUGAUGUCUCUUAUCCUUUUUGGUCUGUGAGUUUUAAAAUUUUUUUUUUUUUUUUUUUUUUUUAAAGAGCCACCACAUGGAAAUAGUGUUUUCAAUUUUAUUUAAAGAGCACUAAGUUAUUUUGUGAAAGAUGAAGCCUUUUCGUUGACUUUGUUUGCCUAUAGAGAAAAACACUACAUUGCACCGUAUAGACUGAUCAGUGGGAUGGGUUGAGCGGUCACUUUAUGUUGUUCUUCUCGGCGCUGGGCCCACUGGAAUUGCACAAGUUUUCCAGGUGAAGCGCACGGACGUGAGGACGCGACCAUGUUUUCUCUUAUGUUUAAUUAAAUCCUCAAUGACACAGAGAAAAUGGGCCAAUCCAGUCUGCUGUAUAAGGACCCCCUAAUAAAAAAUAAAAAAAACAUUUAAAGAACAUAUGACAAGUUUUGAAUGUUUUUCUAAUUAUGACUUGGUUUGGUGGGUUAGUACCAGGGCAGUAGAUGAGACGAGGACAAAAGGGUCAGUAGUCCCGGGCCCCAGGGGCUUCGAAUUGGACCCUGUUCCUAUUCAUUUAUAUUAGCAGAGGGCUCGUGUGAUGUGUCUUGCCCGGGUUCCCCAAAUUUCUGUGAACGGUCCUGGAAAGUACCAUAGACUGUACAUAUAAUUGGACAUAGCUAAGAUACUAUCCACAGCAUGGAGGCGCUUCUGGCUCCAUCAUCUGUUUUUAAUUGACUUUACAUUGAAAAAAGAUCACCCCUCUUUUUGUAACUGCUGCUGUGAGCCUCGUCAUUUUGGUUUUAAAAAGUUUGUGUUAACCCGUUCUACAUGAAUCUGAUGUUAUUUCACUAUUUUGCCUGUAAAUAAAUUCCUAUUCCUAGUAGGGAACUGGCUCCAAAUUCACUUCUAUAAUUACAAGCCUCAGUGAGCUUCAUUUGACUGGAGCUGAAUGCUUUGGGUGAUGUUACACUCCUUUAGUCCUUUUUUUUUUUUUUUUUUUUUUACAAAGUCUGAUUUUUAAAGGAUCUGACUCUUGAAAAUGCACCAUGACAGAGAAUCACGUGUCUGAGAUUGUUUCAAGCAGUUUGUUUCUCAUGAUUCUUAGCAACAAUGUUUCUGAUUGGACAAAAAACCUGCCAGUAGCUUCUGUAUUCGUUAUUAAACAAGAAAAUGCUAUGUAAAAUGAAUAGAUUAUAUUUUAGUUCAUUUUUUACCUUAUUUAGCACCUUUUACGACACAAUGCACGUGAUGUGAAGAGCGUUUAUUUGACAAGAAUACAUUAAAAUCCAGUGCAGGCCCUUUCUGUUAUCAGAUGAGUGAGUGGAGUGGUUGGGGAGGUUUGGCUGGAGUCCUUGUAAACAGACUGGUUUGGCCCUGGCCCAUGCAGCGUGACUGUGCAGGUACUGGUGUAUCCUCACUCGUGUUCAUUCUAUAAUUUCAGACAGUUUUCUUGUAUUUAUUCCAUGACAUUGUAACGUGCUGCUUUGUAGAACUGAGGCGUGCACUUUGUCGGAGAAAAUAAAAGGAUUUUAUUUGUUUGUA
Molecule: messenger RNA, 6273 nt
Organism: Boleophthalmus pectinirostris (great blue-spotted mudskipper)
Lineage: Eukaryota; Metazoa; Chordata; Actinopteri; Gobiiformes; Gobiidae
Gene: mark1
Product: MAP/microtubule affinity-regulating kinase 1
Exons: 19
Coding region: 273-2855 (860 amino acids)
Biological process (GO): protein phosphorylation; microtubule cytoskeleton organization; intracellular signal transduction
Cellular component (GO): cytoplasm
Molecular function (GO): tau-protein kinase activity; protein serine/threonine kinase activity; ATP binding
Source: RefSeq, a predicted model, not a curated record